AUGACCCGUUUAGGUUCCGGUUUGUUCGUGAAACAGUGGAAUGUGCGAGAGGGAGAUUUCGAAACGUUCAUAUAUUCUUACGUGGUUAUCAUUAUCGAAUAUUGCGUUGCUCUUGCAUUGUUCAAGGUAGCUAUAAUCCUGGAGUGGGUUUAUCUCUUUAUUCCGAGGGCAACUCGCAAUACAUUCUACUGGAUCUGUUGUGGUAUGAUCGGAGCAAACUGCUCUUUAUACCUGGCAACAAUCCUUUGCACCGAUUACGCAUGCACUCCGCGAGAAAAGAUCUGGCGUCGAUAUCUCCCAGGAACGUGUAUCGAUGUCAACAUGUUCAACGUUAUCAUCACCUCUAUUCACUUAGUAUUUGAUAUUGCUAUGCUGUUAGUUCCGCAUAGGAUUAUCUGGAAAUUAUCAUUGUCGGCUAAACAGAGGGUUGGCGUCUCUGCAGUUUUCUCUGUAGGCAUCAUGACUUGUAUGUGUGCUGCAGGCCGCGUCGCCUCUGCAGUUCACACGACUACUAACCUCACUUACGAUUUCUCUACACACCUGAUCUGGGGCACAGCUGAAUGUUCAACAGCGGGCCUAAUAUUCUGCGUUCCGGCACUUCCUAUCGCAUUCCGCGACCCAUUCCAAUUUCCCAGCAUUGGCAUCCGAUUGCGAGAAAAGUUAGGAUUCUUCUUUUCACAGGAUUCUUCCGCAGAUAGUUCACAACGUCUUUCGAGACCUCAACCGAGUCAACGCGGCACGCACCCUGACGUAACCCCUUGGGUAGAUGAGGAUAGUGUAGUAAAUCUGACCGACUUACAGCCUGUAAGAACACGGAGCAGCGGCGGAGUGAAUCAGCUUCAGGAGGAAGAAUUUGCAUCGUUUUAUGACGGGGGGAUACUUAGGACUACCGAGAUUGCUAUUACUACCAGUGAGAAUCCAGGUGUUGCAAUAACUCCUCGUCAUCCAGGACACACACAUCCUUGGUUGGACUGCGAAUCUUCCGAUUAA
Annulohypoxylon maeteangense is the source of this 990-nucleotide messenger RNA. RefSeq lists its product as uncharacterized. The record is from RefSeq and is a predicted model, not a curated record. Lineage: Eukaryota; Fungi; Ascomycota; Sordariomycetes; Xylariales; Hypoxylaceae. The coding region runs from base 1 to 990 and encodes 329 amino acids. The transcript is spliced from 3 exons.